This is a messenger RNA of Synchiropus splendidus (mandarinfish), 2435 nucleotides long. It is a transcript of the gene mxd3, whose product is annotated as MAX dimerization protein 3. The coding region runs from base 1124 to 1723 and encodes 199 amino acids. Gene Ontology annotation, biological process: regulation of transcription by RNA polymerase II. Lineage: Eukaryota; Metazoa; Chordata; Actinopteri; Syngnathiformes; Callionymidae. The transcript has 6 exons. Gene Ontology annotation, molecular function: protein dimerization activity; DNA-binding transcription factor activity, RNA polymerase II-specific; RNA polymerase II cis-regulatory region sequence-specific DNA binding. The record is from RefSeq and is a predicted model, not a curated record.
ACGUGUGUCGACGAUGACAGACGACAUGAGGGCGAGUGGGAGGGAUUUGAGCUAUGACGUUACAUGAUGCCUUCACUUACCGUGGAACGGGACAAUUCCCAACCCCAGCUUGUCAAUAAAGUUAGGUUAUUUUAAUGAUUAUUUUAGACACGUACUUUGAUACCACCGACAGCUAAGUAGACAAUAACGCUAAUAGAUAAAAAGUAGACAUAUUCAAAUAUCAUUUAACGAUUGACGAGUCUAAUAUCUACGAGGUAUUUGUUGAAAGAUUUUGAUGUAAAUAAUGUUUUCCCCCAUAGCUGUUGUUAUGAAAUAGUCCUAAAAUAUACUGUAUAUCUUUAUGCUUUUGUGAAAGCCCUAUGCAGUGAAAAAAAAUACACAUGCACAGUUACACGUUCUAAUCAUUACUUCAUUCUGACUUUUCCUUCAAGUUACUUCUAUUCUCAUUCUUCAAUUAUAUCUGUUAUAAUGUGUUUACAUGACUCACUAAUCAUAUAAACACGAUUUUGCAUUUAUUUGACAUCGUAAUUGCUGUGGUAAUUACAUAUCUGUAUUACGAUUAAUGAAAUCGCUACAGCUUUUUUGAUCAAUAUUGCAGGCUUAUCUUAUGCAAUGGCCAGAACUGAUCCACUGUUGUCACAGCAGAGGUGGCAAAUACUCUUGUUGAGUAUUUGAGUUGCUUUGCAUUUGCCUUCAGUCACUAUGGAGUUCUCUGAAAAAUUUAAAUACGGAUUAUAGAUAUGGGUUUACUGAAUCAAACUUCAUUAACUCAGUGUUUAGUUUUAUAUUAUGUGAAUGUGUAAAUGGCGAAAAGUACAUUUGAGUUGUCAAGUACUGUUCGUCCAGAAACAAAACGUCGUGUAUUCAGAAUAUUGCGGUCGUACUUCUAUAUUCUAAAAGCUAAUCAUGAUAAACUUGUCAAAAGAGUCUAAACCAAGUACAGAUGAGGCGUUGCUGUCAAGUCGCAGAUUUCCGAGGUGACGUGGAGCCCGUGAAGGCGGCGCCAGCGCUGGUGCUGUGCGGUUUACGGACGUUACACGGGGACGGACAGCUCCAGCGACUCCAGCUCUGCAGUCUCUAGCCCCGCGUUAGGCCGGUUCCUCUUGUCCACCCCAAGUUCACUAUGGAAAGCACCAUUGACAACAUCCAGGUUCUGAUCCGUGCAGCUGAGUUUCUGGAGAGAAAAGACAGAGAAGCGGAACAUGGAUACGCGUCCGUCCUGCCUUUGAGCCCGAACCACUCCGAUAAGAGAAGCAAACAGAAGAGCAAGAGGACAUCUGCGGGUGGCAAUAGGUCGGCUCACAACGAGUUGGAAAAGAACAGACGGGCGCAGCUGAGGCACUGCCUUGAGCAGCUCAAAAAGCAAGUCCCUCUGUCGUCGGACUCCAUGAGAAACACCACCCUCAACCUGCUGCGGCGAGCGCAGAUGCAUAUCAAGAAGCUGCAGGAGCAGGACGAGCGCGCGGAGCAGGUGAAAGGUCGCCUGCGCUGGGAGCAGAGGGAGCUGCAGGUCCGACUGGAGCAGCUUCAGCGGGGGACUGAGAGGAUGCGCAACGACAGCCAGGGCUCCACCAUGUCCUCGGAGCGCUCCGACUCUGACAGAGAGGACGUGGAGGUGGACGUGGAAAGCAUCGUGUUCGACUGCGUGGACUCAGACAGAGUGAGCAUUACUCACAGCGGAGUGGAUCACUGCUACUCCAGUUUGGACAAAUCCUGGCUAUGACCCAGCCCGGAAGUCAAAAGUCACCAGCAGGAUAUGAAGAGGAGAAAACAUUCCAAAAGCAGGGAUCACAGGGGACAAUGUUGCUGAACCUUUUCCACAAACCCUCGACGGCAGUUCACACGGUGGUCGCGUCCAUUUGCACUGAACGGCAGUAAAAGUCACUGGGCUGGGACGGACGUCAGAAAAACUCACCAACGCAGUCUGGUCAUUACUUCUUCACCUUCAGGGCUUUUAAAAAAAAUACUCCGAAGUAAUGGCUCUUAUUAACUUAUUCUUAACCUAGCUAUGCCUUUACUGAACUCUGCCUUAAGUUACACACCUCUGUGUUUCGUUUCAACCAGAUCACGUCUAGCAUGCACUUAAACAUUAAUCUCGCUAUGCCUGUACUUAUUUUAUUCUCUUUCUGUUGCACAGACCUCCAUAGAUGCACUUAUUUACUCUCUGAAUGGUUUUACAAGUAGAUCAAACAGUAAGUGAUUUGAUCCGAUGUGCCUGAUUUCUCAGCUCCAAGUUGUUCCAGCCGCUCCACCAAUCAGACAGGACACGUCUGCGAGUUUGUAUUUAAUAACUGAAGGGGUGGUUGGCCCUCACUUUGGUUUAUGCAAGAGGCCUUGUUACCUUUUUCAAAUGACGUAUGCAUCCAUCUGUCUCUCUGCCCAGUAAUAUCAUGUAGCAUUUUGUACUGGUGUAAGCUUUUUGUAAUGAAUAAAUA